Molecule: messenger RNA, 1795 nt
Organism: Cicer arietinum (chickpea)
Lineage: Eukaryota; Viridiplantae; Streptophyta; Magnoliopsida; Fabales; Fabaceae
Product: serine/threonine-protein kinase AFC2-like
Biological process (GO): protein phosphorylation
Cellular component (GO): nucleus
Molecular function (GO): protein serine/threonine kinase activity; ATP binding
Source: RefSeq, a predicted model, not a curated record
CAAUAUUAGGCCAACAUCAAAAUUAGGGUUCCUGCGUAGCGAAAGCACAGAUCUUCUCUAAAUUGAUUUUCUUACCUCCGAUUUUUUCUCCUCUAAUAGUUUUCGCAGUUAUUCGAAUCGUCAUGGAAAUGGAAAGAGUCUUCGAAUUCCCUCACACUCACAUGGAUCGGCGUCCAAGAAAGAGAGCGAGGUUGGGCUGGGAUGUUCCCGAGGUCCCUAAGGCUCAGGUAGGGUUGUUUUUUGGACAAGAGGUUGCGAAUAUUUCAAGCUAUGCUCCUUCUGGGGUUCCCGCAGAAAAUACCACUAGUUCUCUCUUUGUUAAGGGAGUUGCUCGAAAUGGUUCUCCCCCAUGGCGAGAUGAUGACAAAGAUGGCCAUUACAUGUUUGCUGUUGGAGAAAAUUUAACUUCCCGCUAUAAGAUCCACAGCAAAAUGGGUGAAGGAACUUUUGGGCAGGUAUUAGAAUGCUGGGACAGAGAAAGGAAGGAAAUGGUAGCCAUAAAAAUAGUCCGUGGAAUAAAGAAGUAUCGAGAAGCAGCCAUGAUAGAAAUUGAGAUGUUGCAGCAGCUUGGUAAACAUGAUAUUGGAGGCAACCGUUGUGUGCAAAUACGGAACUGGUUUGACUAUCGUAAUCAUAUCUGUAUUGUGUUUGAGAAACUUGGACCAAGCUUAUACGAUUUUCUUCGGAAAAACAAUUAUCGCUCAUUUCCCAUUGAUCUUGUCCGUGAGAUUGGCAGACAACUAUUGGAAUGUAUAGCAUUUAUGCAUGAUUUGCGCAUGAUCCAUACUGACCUUAAGCCUGAAAACAUACUCCUCGUUUCAUCAGAUUAUGUCAAAGUUCCUGACUACAAGAUUACAUCUAGGUCACCAAACUCAUAUUUCAAGAAAGUGCCAAAGUCAUGUGCUAUCAAAGUUAUCGAUUUUGGUAGCACUACAUAUGAGCGAGUAGAUCAGAGUUACAUUGUAUCAACUCGUCAUUAUAGAGCACCAGAAGUUAUCCUUGGUCUUGGCUGGAGUCAUCCGUGUGAUAUAUGGAGUGUGGGAUGUAUAUUGGUUGAGUUAUGCACGGGCGAAGCUUUGUUUCAGACUCAUGAAAAUUUAGAGCACCUUGCCAUGAUGGAGAGGGUGCUUGGUCCACUACCAUUGCACAUGUUGAAGAGAGUUGACCGACAUGCUGAGAAGUAUGUUAGAAGAAGUAAAUUAGACUGGCCAGAGGGUGCAGCCUCAAGGGAGAGCAUUAAAGCUGUAUUGAAGCUCCCUAGACUACAGAACCUCAUAAUGCAGCAUGUUGACCAUUCAGCCGGUGAUCUCAUACAUCUGUUGCAGGGGUUACUUAGAUACGAUCCCUCUGAAAGACUUUCAGCUAAGGAAGCCCUGAGACAUUCCUUUUUCAUGAGGAGAUCACACUAGAUGAUCAGCCAAUUAUUAAAAGAGAUCACAUAACCAAUUACAAUAAGCCGCCGCCACACCCACUGCUGCUUGGUCUUAUCAUCAUACUUGACAUUCUUAAGAUGGGUUCACAAGAGCCCAUAUAUGUGUUGUGUGAGAAGAUCGCUGCAGCACUUCCAAAUUGGAAGGGGUGUCCAUGGUGCUGUAAAUUUUUUCAUCUUAGUCUUGUGAUGCGAAUGACCAAGGAUCGCCCCAACUCUUUGAUUAUCGAUCCUUAUUUAGAAAAACGAAUGUGUUCGUUCGUACUGACUUACAGGAAUUCAAUGUACAUAGAUAAUUACAAUUUUAACAUGUGUGUUAUGUUUAAAAUUUGAGAUUUAUAUGAUUGUGUGAGUAUUAUUAGCUGA